CUUCUUGUUCUCUUUUGGUUUUCUUCAUUACAAUGAACGCAACGCCAUCGACGUCCGUAGUAGCUAAUGGUUUUUCGAGUAAUGGAGCUACGCCUCUCACCGGACAGUCAGAACGCUCGUUCGACGGCAGUCACGAUGAGCCAACGAAUUUUGCUGUGGCCAAUGGAUUCUCGCAGUGAGUCUGUUGAUUUAAUGUCUCUCCUUUCUUGCGUGCGACUUUCUGACCUUUGUGUCCACCUUUCGAACGCGUGGCAAUCGUGAAUUUACUCAACCUACGCAGUCCUCCUUACCAAAUGCACAACGAGGAGAUUGUACAUCACCUCUAUCAUGCGGGAUUUCAGACUGGUAAUUAUGCCGACACCAUACUUCAUGUGCAUCAAAACACCUACCGCCUUCAUGCCAUCGUUCUUUCAAGAUCACCGCUACUAGCGCAUCUUAUGUCAACCUCGCCUCAAACUGGGGCUCAGCGCGUGAUAUAUGUACAGCUAGAACACGAGCCAGAGGUUACCCAAGAAGGCUUUGCCAUAGCGCUAGGAUAUCUAUAUUCAUCGGUUUCGCUAAGUCUCAUCCGGCCCGGUAAUGCACGAGGAGUACUUGCAGCUGGUUGUCUACUUGGAGGCAUGGAUGAGUUGUGUGGUUAUGCUUAUGAUGCAUGCAGACAAUCGAUCGACGUGGAGACAAUCAAUGAAUGGCUCAAGUUUAUCGACACGAUCCCUUCAUCACCGGAUGGAUCUCUUACGCCUGAACUAUCGUUUACGUCUGUCUUUGGCCAUUAUGCCCAAAGAUUGCGAGAUGAUGUUUUCCACUUCCUCGUGGUGACACUCCCGAAUGCCCUGGAAAUUAAUUCAUCCGAGUCUGAUCCAUCACAAGGCCAGUGCACUGGUCGUGACACCCUGUUGCGUGUAUUUUCCCUUGUGCCCUUCGACAUGUUCAAAUCGGCGGUGGAAUCACGGGCGUUUGAAAUUGGAUCUGAUCAAACCCGUUUUAAGUUCGCGAAGGAUGUUAUAGAGAUGAGGAAGAAGGGGAUUGCACGGGGACACGGGGCAGAAGAAACGGUGGUUUUGGCGUUCGGCGGAGGGCAUCCUAGUGGAAGUGCCGUUCACGUCACUCGAAAGAUGCGAAAGCGACCCCUAUGGAAGGUCAACUCAUAAAAACCGAAUCUUGUUGUUGAUUACUCUUGCCAGAUAUGAUCGCAUGCACGCAAAAGCUCAGGAAUGAUAUGUCGAUCGUGUAUACCUGAAAGGCAAUCGCUUGGCAGUUAAUAUUAGCCUUUUAGCUGCACAGAACGCUCCGGAACUUGUGGAAAAUUACUUACCUUUUACAGGCUGAGAACAGCCAGCACUGACAAUGACUUGCUCUGGUAGCGUCGUCGGGUUCGGAAAACUCCAGCCCGAAACCUGCCUCCACCUUUCCCCAGGGCACGAGUGUUCUACGUGAAUGUAACCACGCGCUAGCGCGCGUCAGAUUCCAAGCCGAUCGCCC
This is a messenger RNA of Suillus paluster, 1482 nucleotides long. RefSeq lists its product as uncharacterized. Gene Ontology annotation, molecular function: protein binding. Bases 294 to 1151 code for a protein of 285 amino acids. The transcript has 7 exons. Lineage: Eukaryota; Fungi; Basidiomycota; Agaricomycetes; Boletales; Suillaceae. The record is from RefSeq and is a predicted model, not a curated record.